ACCCGGCGGGGUCAUCGGGUGCCCGAAGCCCAGCACGGGGAUGCCCCCAGCCCCACCGAGGCGCAUCCCACCCCGCUAGACCGCUCUGCCCCGGCUUGGGGCUGGGAGAACUGGGUCAGCGAUGUAACCAUGGAGAUGCUGAAGGAGAUGCUGAAGCAGCGCCAGCACAGCCCCGCUCUCCAGAACCCUUUAAAGAUUAACCAGACCCGUCACCCUCCGUCUCCAGCCGGGGAUGGGGCUGGGGGGCUGAGCCUCCUCGGCGGGGACAGCGCUGCCCGGUCCUCCUCCACCCGCGCAGGGCGCUGAUCCCACCCAGCAGAGCCGGGGCCGGCGAACGUGCGAGCGGCUGACCAUGUUCAACGGGGAUGCCAGCUCCUCGGCGGCCAGGAAUGUCGUCCGCAGCUCCAGCAUCAGCGGCGAGAUGUACAACAUCGAGAAGAGCACGCGGGGCAGCGCCGACUCCGUCACCAUCACCGCCAGCAAGAAGAGGCGCUCCAGCCUGGGCGCCAAGAUGGUGGCCAUCGUGGGGCUGUCCCAGUGGAGCAAGAGCACGCUGCAGCUCAACCAGACCGAGGGCGGCCCCAAAAAGCUGCGCAGCAACAUCCGGCGCAGCACGGAGACCGGCAUCGCGGUGGAGAUGAGGACCAGGGUCACCCGGCAAGGCAGCCGGGAGUCCACCGACGGCAGCACCAACAGCAACAGCUCCGACGGCACGUUCAUCUUCCCCACGACCCGGCUGGGCGCCGAGAGCCAGUUCAGCGACUUCCUCGACGGGCUGGGGCCGGGCCAGCUGGUGGGGCGGCAGACGCUGGCCACCCCGCCGAUGGGCGAUGUCCACGUCGGCAUGGCUGACCGGAACGGGCAGCUGGAGGUGGAGGUGAUCCAGGCGAGGGGACUUAUCCCGAAGAUGGGCUCCAAGUCCAUCCCUGCCACCUACGUGAAAGUUUACCUGUUGGAGAACGGCGUCUGCCUGGCCAAGAAGAAGACCAAGGUGGUGAAGAAAACCUGUGACCCGUCGUACCAGCAGCCUCUGCUCUUCGAGGAGAGCCCCCAGGGCAAAGUCCUGCAGGUGAUCGUCUGGGGAGAUUACGGGCGCAUGGACCACAAGUGCUUCAUGGGGAUGGCCCAGAUCGUCUUGGAGGAGCUUGAUCUCUCCAGCGUGGUCGCGGGCUGGUACAAACUGUUCCCCACCUCCUCGCUGGCCGACUCCAGCAUCGGCCCUCUGACGCGCCGCCUCUCCCAGUCCUCCCUGGAGAGCUCCACCAGCCCCUCCUGCCCGUAGGCGGCAGGGUGGUGGGAGAGGCCGGGAGGGGAACGGAGACAUCCUGACCUAUCAAAACUGUUAGUGGAUAGCUGUAAAUAUCCCGUCCUUUUUUUCUUUUUUUUUUUUCCCCCCCUUCCUUUUUUCUUUUUUUUGAAAUCUCCUUCCCAAAACAAACCCGCUCUCGACACGCUCCUCCCCGAGCACGCGUCCCAACGCGCGGAGGGGGACGUCGGAGAGGGAGCGAGGGCUGCGUGUUUUGAGGCAGGGGGAAGGAGAAGCAGAAAAAAACCAACAACCCCAAACCACCCCCCACCCCCCCCGUCCCCCCCGAGAGGCAGACCGAGGGCUGCGACUGCCGACCGAUCCCGAGACUGUUACCACACCUCGUCCCGGCACCCCGUCGGAAAGGAAUCGACGCGACGCGUUUCUCUCCUGACCACACGGCGAGAGCAUCUCGGUCUGAUUCAUUCAGCGCCGCUGCAAGCAGCAUGUUGACGAGGUUUCUUUUCCUUCGAUUUCGCUUCCUUGCCUCUGCGGAAAAGGUAGCUUUUCAAAGAAAAAAAACUCAGAAAAAAAAAUCCAACUCAGCACUAUUUUUUUUUCCCAAGGAAUGUAGCAUCUUCUAUUAUGUAGCUUGCCACGUGCUAACAACACACUCACUCUCUGCAAUAUCUAAGAGACUCCGGAUUGACCGGAAACAUCCGACAGUCACUUCCCGUUUGUUCGUUUUCCAACACGAAUCCUGCGACACUGAGCAAGCACUUCUGGUGGCCAUUUUUCUUUUUCUUUUUUAAUGUUUUUUUUUUUUCGAUAGCAUGUAGCCUGUGACCAGUGACAUUGCCAAAGCGAGAGAGAACAGAAAAAGGUGCACUCGCCUCACCAUAGCAUACGCUGGUCUUAUCCUCGUGUUUCACCACUGACCGUGGUCUUGUACAGCCAAAGCAAGACCCAAAAUAUAAACUCUGUGAUGCCUCACGUGAAAGUCAGGAGAAGGUGACCCGGCGGAGCAGGAACACCGUCACGCUGGUUGAUCGUCGGUCUCCCAGCCCCUUCGUCCCGCGAGGGCCAGCUCAAGGUCUGGGACGCUCUCCUGGGGUCUGGGGCGCUCUCCUCGAUACUUGAAUUCCAGGUAGGAGCGGAGGGUUCGCCAGACUGGGGGCAGGACGCACCUUUCUCUGACUCUUGACUUGUUGGUACGCUACAGGGGAACAUCUCAACAGCAUCUUCCGCUGAUCUGGAAUUAGGGUGACUGAGAGGUUACGAACAAAGGACUAGAUGCUUUGAAUUUAUUAUCAGGAUGAGUGUUUUGGGUUUUUUGUUUGUAUGUUUUGUUUGUUUGUUUUUAAAGCAGCAUUUUGGUUCCCCCCCAAGGGACCAGUUCUUGUAGCAAAACCGAGAAUUACGGAAGCUUUUUUUGAAGGUGCCUAAUGAAAUUUGCUGAAAAUACUCAGGGGAGACACCACUAGAAACUCUCGUUUCUUCAUAAAAUAUACUUAACGCAAUGACUGUCCUGAAGGAUCAGUUUCCAAAAGAGAGAAAAAACACCAACACACCAAAAGACGAGCAGUCUUGAGACUGGAAGAGGAAAAAGGUUAAUGGGGAAUUUUUACUGACCAGAUGGCUCUGACCUUCAGUCUUUAACACAAAUCAACCCACAGCACAGUUGGGAUUUUUUACAAUUAUUUACUGGCAAAGCAGAGAAUUUCACAAUGCACAGAGCACAACAAAACCAACCCCUGGUUCUCCUGGCGAUGCCAGGAACGAUGAACCAGCUCGACCCCAUUGCCACAACGGAACAAACCCAAACCUGAAGGAAAAGACUGUUGCGCUGAAGCUGUCCCCUCCACAAACCCAGAACUGGGGGGGUCAGCAAAA
Messenger RNA from Grus americana (Whooping crane), 3139 nucleotides. It is a transcript of the gene RIMS3, whose product is annotated as regulating synaptic membrane exocytosis 3. The transcript is spliced from 7 exons. Lineage: Eukaryota; Metazoa; Chordata; Aves; Gruiformes; Gruidae. Gene Ontology annotation, biological process: positive regulation of synaptic transmission; regulation of synaptic plasticity; calcium ion-regulated exocytosis of neurotransmitter. The record is from RefSeq and is a predicted model, not a curated record. The coding region runs from base 353 to 1282 and encodes 309 amino acids. Gene Ontology annotation, molecular function: transmembrane transporter binding; small GTPase binding. Gene Ontology annotation, cellular component: presynaptic membrane; cytoskeleton of presynaptic active zone.